Messenger RNA from Marasmius oreades (fairy-ring Marasmius), 831 nucleotides. RefSeq lists its product as uncharacterized. The record is from RefSeq and is a predicted model, not a curated record. Lineage: Eukaryota; Fungi; Basidiomycota; Agaricomycetes; Agaricales; Marasmiaceae. The coding region runs from base 1 to 831 and encodes 276 amino acids. The transcript has 11 exons.
AUGAUCGACUACUACAUACAUAAAAACAGCCUUCACAUAAGCUCUAAGCGAGUCUUUGAAGGUUCUGAGUCGUUUACAAUGCUCUUUGUGCCUACGGUUCUUUUCCUUGCUUCUGCGUUGGUAGCGAAAGUCUCGGCGCACGGAUAUGUGCCCCAGAUCAAGAUUGGGAGUCAGUAUAUACCUGGAUGGGAUAUUACGAAAGACCCGUAUACUACCCCUCAACCGUUACGAGUAGUCCGUGGAACUAAACUCGAUUCUGGGUUCAUCUCCGAUCCCACUUCCCCCGAUAUCACCUGUUCGAUUGGAAACCAGAAGCUUCCUCCUGGUCCAAUUGAAGCCACAGUCGCAGCUGGUGGACAGGUCACGAUGCUCUGGAACACUUGGCCACUGGGACAUUACGGACCUGUUUUGAAUUAUAUGGCAAGGUGUCCCGGUAGUGAUUGUUCGACUUGGAAAGGUGAUUCUGGGUCGCCUUGGUUUAAGGUCCAACAAGACGUGUACAAGAAUGGGGAAUGGGCGUCUGACACGCUCGCGAAGGGUAAUUUUAGUUAUACGGUUAAUAUUCCGAGGAAUAUCGCGCCUGGGGCUUAUUUGUUGCGACACGAGAAUCUAGCUCUGCACGGUGCUAGUUCCGUCGGAGGAGCUCAGUUCUACCCAGUUUGUGUUCAGCUUACAGUCACCGGAGGCGGCUCGCUCAAGCCAUCCGGUCUGAGUUUCCCUGGCACAUACAAGGCUACUGAUCCUGGUAUUCUUUUCAAUGUUUACCAAGGCGAUGCUGCCAACCAGAAAUACGUCCCUCCUGGUGGAGCUGUUUAUUCUGGAUUGAACUGA